AUGAGGCGCAGUGCGGGACCGAAACAUCUUCCGGAUGCAAUCCCACAUCAUUCCUCGAAGGAGGAGUCCGUUUGGCAAGAAUUGGAGGCACUUCGAUUUGAGAAUGAGAGAUUAAAGGCAGAGCUGCAUCCAUAUGGUCCAGAUGUUCCUGCUCCACUGUCAUACAGACCUCAUGUGUUCUACUGCAUUGAUAGAACGAAAUUCUUCCUUGACGAGCCGCGCUGGGUGACGGGGGGCAUUGGAUUGAGCCUACUCUCCCACAAUCCUAUUCGCAGCAUUGACUAUUACCUAGACCAGCACCCGGAGAUCGCCUUUUACUUUUGCAAGUUCUACUCUUCCAGGGCCCCCGUGAAUAUGUCCACAUUGGAGACUAAUGACGGGGUUUUUAAGCCGCCUCUGCCGGUGCACCAGACAUUGAGGCUGGUGGCGGAAACGAUGAUCGAUGCCGUCGAGUGCUUUGUGCGCCAUGUGCCUCGCUUUAAUUUCUUCUUUCCGGACUUUAUACCGUGGAAAGAUAUACGCGAGCCGUACCUGUUCAUGUUCUACUCGCUACCCUACUUGUCCAAGGCACGGUCCAGCUUGGAACCUCCAGCCCAAAGGCUCUUUGACCUCCUGCACGAGGCCAUCGAUGACGGCCACGGAUUCGAGUACGCGAGUGUGGCCAAGCAUGCUUCCAACGGCCAUACUUCUAGUCGCUUGGUCCAGUACCUGAUUGGGCCAGGCGAAGUGCUAGUGGAACGAGAUGGCCCCAGAACCCAGGCUUACUUGUGCGUUGGGUGGGCCGAUUCCAACUCCCAAAUGCGGCGGAGCUACGGUGAAGAAGUGUUGGAAUAUGAAGAAAUGCAUCGGUCGACCAAAAGAAGGACAAAGCAGCAGAUCAAGGAUCUGAAAUUUCAUUACACGGUUCCAGUGGUCUAUUGGAGAUACGAUGGCUCUUUCGAGCAAACACACACGACGCUUUCCUUUACUUUGACCGUGGGUCACGAGAGCGAAACGUUCCCCAUCGAGACUAUUCCCUACGUUCCGUUAUCCUUUCUGUCGCCAGCCAUUCGAAAGACGUUGGAACGUCGAGGCAAGACAUUCUGGUCUAUUCGGUUGAGGAAGUUCAUCACAUACAGAAUGCCGUCUGGGGAAAAUCUUAAUAGCACAGAGGAUCGCUAUUUCGUCGACAUAUCAACCUACAAAAAGCUACAUCCGAACUCAGAUCUAUCUACUACGCAUCUUCGAUCUGACAUGCGCAGAAGGGAUAUGGCUCGUGACGAGCCCCCAGAAGGAUCCUACUUGUUACUUUUCCCGCCCACCGUCGUGGGAUAUAACAUGCUACACAAGACCUGGUCUGACCUAUACGUUGACUACAUAUACGACAUCGACUGGAACAAGCAGGCAUUCAAAGACCUUGUGGUUCAUGAUGAGAUUAAAGAAUUGGUGCAAGCAUUAGUCACUAGGCAAAUCGAGUCGCGAAGGGCCACAGACUACAUUAGUGACAAGGGAAACGGCCUAAUCCUACUUCUCCAUGGUGCGCCAGGCACAGGGAAGACAUUCACAGCAGAGGGCGUGGCCGAGUUCGCGGAGAAACCACUGUUUCGUAUUACAUGCGGCGAUGUGGGCAUUGAAGCCACAAACGUGGAGAAAUACCUCCAAGCUGCAUUCCACCUUGCCAAGCUCUGGGACUGCGUUGUUCUUUUAGAUGAGGCGGACGUGUUUCUCGAGGAACGGGACGUCCGAGACCUCAAUCGCAACGCGGUGGUCUCGGUAUUCCUACGCGCGCUCGAAUACCACAACGGGAUUUUGAUCCUGACCUCGAACCGAGUGGGAACCUUCGACGAAGCGUUCAAAUCCCGCAUCCAGCUAUCCCUCCAUUACGAGAAUCUGACGCUGAGCCAGCGUCGCAAGAUCUGGCGCAACUUCAUGAAUCGACUGCGCAAGGUGGACCCGGAGAACGUGGACGUCGACGACGUGCUGGACAACCUGGACGAGCUCGGCGCCGAGGAUGUCAAUGGGCGGGAGAUCCGCAAUGCGAUCACCAUCGCGCGCCAGCUGGCGCAGUUCAAGAAUGAGAAGUUCGCCUACGCCCACCUGAUUCGCGUACUGCGCGUGGGCGGGAAGUUUGGCAAGUAUCUGCGAGACCUGCGGGACGGGCUCACUGACGACAAUAUCAAGCAUGAUACGGGAGUCCGACAUUCGUACAGCGUCAAGAGGGCCAAUAGCAUAUCGUGA
Molecule: messenger RNA, 2217 nt
Organism: Aspergillus steynii IBT 23096
Lineage: Eukaryota; Fungi; Ascomycota; Eurotiomycetes; Eurotiales; Aspergillaceae
Product: ATP-binding protein
Exons: 4
Coding region: 1-2217 (738 amino acids)
Molecular function (GO): ATP binding; ATP hydrolysis activity
Source: RefSeq, a predicted model, not a curated record